This is a messenger RNA of Talaromyces stipitatus ATCC 10500, 822 nucleotides long. Its product is annotated as short-chain dehydrogenase, putative. The coding region runs from base 1 to 822 and encodes 273 amino acids. The record is from RefSeq and is a predicted model, not a curated record. The transcript is spliced from 4 exons. Gene Ontology annotation, molecular function: oxidoreductase activity, acting on the CH-OH group of donors, NAD or NADP as acceptor. Lineage: Eukaryota; Fungi; Ascomycota; Eurotiomycetes; Eurotiales; Trichocomaceae.
AUGACUGUUCCUCAACGUCUCCUAAACAAGGUUGCCAUUGUCACGGGUUCUUCCUCCGGCCUUGGUCGUGCUAUUGCACUUGCAUAUUCUCAUGAAGGUGCUCGUGUGGUUUGUGGUGACCUCAGACCCGAGUCUCGGCCACAUGUUGUGGAAGAGACUGCGAUGAAUACGGAUGAACUCAUCCGAAAGAACGGGGGCUCCGCCAUAUUCGUGCCAACAGAUGUUGGAGAUACCGAGAAAAUGGAGUGUCUCGUCAACAGUGCCGUGUCUGAAUUUGGAAGAUUGGAUAUUUUAGUCAACAAUGCUGGUAUAUCGGUUGAAGCCGACGAUCCCCGACCACUUCAUACAACGCCCAAUGAGACUUGGGACUUGACCAUGAGAGUCAAUGCUAGGUCUGUCUUUUUGGGAGCCAAGUUUGCAGUCACCCAAAUGCUCAAGCAGGAACCACAUCGGCCUUCUGGCGACAGGGGAUGGAUCAUAAACAUUUCAUCCAUAAUGGGGUCUAUUGCUACAGAGGGAAACCCGUUUUAUUGCGCUUCCAAGGGAGCUGUGAGCAGUUUGACAAGACAGAUUGCUGUGGAAUAUGCAAAAUACCGGAUUCAUUGCAACUCUAUAAGUCCUGGUUACACCCAAACAGCAAUAUUUGCAGAGACGACUGGUAGCGGCAUGACGUCUCUUGACGACUUGCGGCGCAAACAUCCAUUCGGAGGUCCGGGGAAGCCUGAGGAUAUUGCUAAAUUUGCUGUUGUUUUGGCUAGUGAUGACGCCGCCUGGGUAUCAGGGGCUAAUAUGUUUGUGGAUGGUGGUUAUACAGCGAGGUAG